AAAGCAGAAACCUACUAGCAUAAAGUAAAUAUACAUAUAUAUUAAUGUGUGUAUAUUUAUAGUAGAAGUAGUAGUAACAAGAAGAGAGCUUAAAGCAGUAUCUGAAGACUGCUAAAAGAAAGAGAAGCUCUAGUCCGAUAGGAAAGUAUAUUAAAAAGAGUUUCGAUCCGAAGGAUAGACGCGCGGCGAGUCGUCCACGUCGGGAAAUGUUUGAUAGUGAAUUUGUGAUUUAAUGUCGUCCGGUUGUUGUUAUUGCAGCUGCUACGAUUUGUUGUGAUCUGUGCGUCCAGGAGGAAGGAACGAAAGAACGGUCCUUCCCUUCCUCAAUACCGCUGUUAUCCGUUUCAAUUGGAUAGAGUAACAGUUGUAUUUGAUUAUUUUUUUUGAUGUGCUCCUGUUCCGUGUCUGAUAUAGAAGUCGCGCGCUCGUGAGGCCCUCAAAAGAGUUUUGGAAAUAAAAAAUUAAAGAGUAUAGCGAGAGAAAGAAAUAUUGAGAAGGUGAUUGGAGUAUUAGUGCGGUCUGCACGCAGUGGCCCCCAAAUGCUGGUCCGGCGCCGAAGGAGAAGAGGAGCAGCAAAGUCCCAGUUUCAUGUUCAUGUUUCGGAGCAGACGGAACCAAUUGACUAAACAGCUGGUGAAGGCUCGGAAACGGCGAGGAGGCGAUGAAGGUCGGCGAGUAUCGGAAGGCGGCGGCGGUGGUGGUGGAGACGACGCCAAGGGUCUCGUCGACCUGCUCAAGAAGCUCAAAGAUAACCAGCUGGCCAUGCUGAGCAAGGCGGUCGAGAGCUGCGGACAGUUCACGAACUGCGUCCUCCUCUCGCGCGAUCUCUCCGAUCCGCACGUGCUCUGCUGUCAGACCUGGAGGUGGCCUGAGGUCAGGCACAGCCACGAACUCAGAAGGAUACCCACCUGCCGUUCGGCCUCGGAUCCCAUCUACAUAUGCUGCAACCCCUAUCACUGGAGUCGGCUUUGCCAACCAGAGUCGCCGCCACCUCCGUAUUCGCAGUUCGCCAUGGACAGUUUUAAUCCUGAAGAUCGUGCCCCGAGCGAAGCGUCCAUAGUCUGCAGGGAUUCCUAUCCGGGCUCCCUGACCACAAACGGAGAAGAAUCGAAUUUCAACGGCUGGUGUAAGCUGGCCUACUGGGAGCUAUCCAAUCGGAUCGGACCCCUGCACACCGUCGAACAGCCCCAUUACAACGUCUUCGGCGAAAUUCCUCGCGGGGACGGCAUGUGCCUUACUCAACUAUCGCAGCACAGUUUCAGUCCGCCCCCGACGGUACGGAAGGCGCGAGAAAAAAUUGGAUUAGGGGUGACGGUGUCGAGAGAGGAGGACUGCGUCUGGCUGUACAACAGAUCGGGAUACCCGGUGUUCGUGAAUUCGCUGACUUUGGAAUCGGAGACGAUGUCCAGGUCACCUAUUCGACUGCCCUCCGAGCACUGCGUGUGCGUCUUCAAUCCAGCACGAGUCGCCCACCAGAACUACGGUUGGAACUUCGCGGAGGGCCCCACCGUUCGGCCGAACUCUGUGCAAGUGAGCUUCGUGAAGGGUUGGGGUCCAGGCUAUUCCCGCCAGGAGAUCACCUCGUGUCCCUGCUGGUUAGAAAUUCACCUGGUGCCGUGUAGGUGAUUCCCGCUGAACUGUUUUCUUUAUCAUCAUUUUACUAAAGGCUGAGGAUACACUUUCUAUGUUUUUUUUUGUUGUUGUUGUUUUUGUUUCGUUAUUCUGUUGUAAAUCGGAUUUUUUCUCUCCCGUUCUAUUGUAUCUAUCUAUGAUUUCGUUAUUCAAUUGAAAACAAACAAGAAGAAAGAAAGGAAGUGGAAGAAAAACGUGGAUGUGUAUGCGAAAACACCAAGAUGAAGAAGAAACGAGAAGAAGAAACUUUCUUUCCGUCCUGAUAUAUUUAAAAAAAAAA
Messenger RNA from Nicrophorus vespilloides, 1912 nucleotides. RefSeq names its product mothers against decapentaplegic homolog 6-like (gene Dad). Lineage: Eukaryota; Metazoa; Arthropoda; Insecta; Coleoptera; Silphidae. Gene Ontology annotation, molecular function: I-SMAD binding; transcription regulator inhibitor activity. The transcript is spliced from 5 exons. Gene Ontology annotation, cellular component: heteromeric SMAD protein complex. Gene Ontology annotation, biological process: anatomical structure morphogenesis; cell differentiation; BMP signaling pathway. The record is from RefSeq and is a predicted model, not a curated record. Bases 589 to 1626 code for a protein of 345 amino acids.